This is a messenger RNA of Paramecium pentaurelia, 1325 nucleotides long. Lineage: Eukaryota; Ciliophora; Oligohymenophorea; Peniculida; Parameciidae. The record is from the annotation of a GenBank genome assembly.
UAUGUAACCAAUAGCUAACAGAAUGUUAAAUUACUUGUAACCUCAAAUGUAUGCCAAGUUUACCAUGUUGGCAAAUUAAAAGGGAUGUGUAAAUUUAGGCCAAGGAUUUCCAAAUUUCCCAUCCCCAUAAAUGUUAAGAGAUGCUCUUUCAGAAGAAGCAUAAACAGAAUCUCUUUAAUAUACAAUGACAUCUGGACAUCCAAAAUUGUUAAAUUCAGCUUCUAAAUUCUUUGAAUAACAAAUUGGAUGCAAAGUUAAUGUGGAUAAAGAGAUUAUGGUCAGUUCAGGUGCUUAGGCAGUCUUGAGUUGUGUAAUGUAAGGAGUACUUAAUCCAGGAGAUGAAGUUAUAUUAUUUGAUCCUGCCUUUGGUAUUUAUAAUAUCCUAAUAUAGAUUUAUACAGGCCUAUGAUAGAAUUCUAAGGUGCAAAACAUAUUGGAGUCCCAAUUAUCCCAAAAAAAUUAAAUAACAAACAGGAAAUCAUUAAAAGAUACAGAAAUGGAAAAUUCUAAUACUCAUAGGAUGAUGAUUGGGAAUUAGAUUUCAAUUAUUUAGAAAAAGUAAUCAAUAAAAAGACUAAGCUACUUUUAUUGAAUUCUCCAAUGAAUCCAAUAGGAAAGUAAUUAAAUAGAUUAUUGUAGAGUAUUCAGUACAGAAGAAUAUAAUUAAUUAGCUGAUAUUCUUGAUAAACAUCCUCAAGUAGUUGUUUGUGAAGAUGCAGCAUAUCAUCAUAUUACCUUUGGAAAAUAUCAACCUUUUAAUUAUCCUAGAUGCAUUACUCAUCCAAGAUUAAAGGAUAGAACUGUUUGUGUUACAAGUGCAGGAAAAAUGUAUUCAGCCACUGGAUUAAGAAUUGGAUUUGCUGUAGGAAAUGAAGAGAUUAUUAAAGGGAUAAAGGCAGCAUAAACUUAUCAUAUUUUUUGUUUAAAUCCUGUAAUACAGACUGCAACAGCUAGAUGUUUAGAUUAAACUAUAGAUGGAAAGUACUUUUAAUCUGUUAAGAAUUUAUAUGAAGAAUAAGCAAAUAUGUUAUUAAAAGGAUUAGUUGAAAGUAGAUUGAAUAUGAAUUAUUGGGUUCCAUAAGGAGGGUAUUUCGUAGUCACUGAUAUUUCAGAAAUCUAAAUACCUGAGAAAUAUUUCAAUGACAAUGGAUUUAGAUUAACUAGAGAUUUUGCUUUUGCCUAUUACAUGAUUAAUGAAUUUGGAGUUGUUUGCAUUCCUUGUUCUCCAUAUUAUGAGAAUAAAGCUUUAGGUCAGAAUUAUGUUAGAUGGGCAUUUUGUAAAACAAGUGAAACCAUUUAAGAGGCCAUCAAUCGCUUAAAGUGAU